UUCAUUUUGUAUGUAAAAACCCACGAGAACCAUGGGCGAUUAAAAAAAAUUACAGCCAGAUUUAUCACUUCUGAAACUUUUUAGAUGCCAAAGCAAUCAAGAAAAACCACAAAUAAUGCCUUACUUGAUGAAAUGCAGUGAUCAAACGGCCAAUGUUCGCCAAGCACUCUGGCUGUUGUUGUCCCUUCAGCUCUCGUUUCUAUCUACCGUCAUUUCUCCUCAUUUUUGGAAUUCUGAAGUAGGCUAAAUGUCUCUCACGCUUAUCCCGAUUUCCAUAAUUAUUUACAGCGCAAAAAUUGACAAUUUCAGCGGGUUUUCAGAGCAACAUGAUGAUAACUAACAAACAGAGAAUGAAGAGUGAAUGAAGAACUUCAAUAUGUGAGAAUAACUCAGUUUGAUAGUUACAGAUAGAAAACUUACAGAAGUUGUGGGGCUUUUAGAAUGAAUAAACUGUAUGUUCCUCAUGUCCGAUCCUUAUCUCCAGCAGUAAGAAAUGUGGUUGGUUUGAGCUUUGUAAUAACAAGUCACACCCCUUAAAGCAGAAAUAUCUUCCAUUUGCCAAUCUCUUUGGCAAGUUUCACUGAGGACGUGAGGUCUUACUAAACAGUCUUGUGCUUACGAGCCGGGUUCACAAAGACAAUGGUGGAGCUGUCAAACAGCACGGGAGAAGCUGGUCUCUCUCUCGGCACGGAAGUUCGGGUAGCAGCAAGCAUCAUCUUUGGAGCAACCUGUCUCAUUGGGGUCCCCGGCAAUUCCAUCGUCAUCUGGGUGAUAUUGUCCAAGAUGAAAAGGCGACCGUCCACCGUUUUGCUCAUCCUCAACCUGGCCAUCGCAGAUCUCGUCCUUCUGCUCACAUUGCCCCUGUGGAUUUACUCCAUCAACAACGGUUGGGUCUUUGGCACGUUUUCGUGCAAGGUCGUCGCCUACCUGAUCUACUGCAACCUGUAUGGCAGCGUGUUCUUCAUCACGCUGAUGAGCGUGGACCGCUUCAUGGCCGUCAUCUAUCCAAUCGCCUCCCAACGCUGGCGGACGGAGAGGUCUGUCUGCAAGGUAGUGCCCGUGGUUUGGGCACUGGCCUGUCUCUUUGCAGUCCCUGUUAGUCAAUUGAUGGUGGUUCAGACCAUAGACGGCCAGCGCACGUGCAAAGACUACAAGACCGGUUCGAAAGCCCUGCAAAUUACUUCCCUUGUGAUGGAGACAUUCAUUGGGUUUGUGAUUCCUCUCACAGUGCUUGCUGUCUGCUACGCUCACGUCGUUAGAAGGGUGAGCCAAAUGACCUUCAAGAGUAAAAACAGGACUGAGAUGCUGAUCGCCAGCAUCGUCAUAGCAUUUGUGAUCUGCUGGCUCCCUUACCACGUGUGCAACGUGUUUAAAUUUGCCUCCCUGCUGGUGGACCCGCGUUCGGAUGCAUUUAGCAAACUGGGGAACGUUUCCGAGGUUGCGUCGUACAUAACUGGGGCAAUAGCCUUCUUCAGCAGCGCCAUUAACCCUCUGCUCUAUGCGUUCGCUGUCAAGAGUUUACGGGACGGUUUUCGGCCUCCGGUGAUGGUAAAAGUCUUUGAGCAAAUGGCUCAGUCCACAAAAGACGAAUACCCCAUGGAGCGCUUUAAUAAUACAAAAGUGGAAAGUAUCCAAGAUCUGUAAACCAAUUUGGUGUUAAUCAUGUGUUGCACAGAAGUAAAUGAUACAUCUGUUGCACCAAAGAUUGCCUGGUAAAUUUUUAAUUGAAAAGUUUGUACUAAUAGUUUACAUUUUUGAAUGCCGCAGAAUUUAACUUUUAUUAGAUCAUAAAGCAUUUCAAUCCAGCGAAUAAUAACAUUUAUGUAUUUUUUCCUAUUGCUUUUCUAGUAUCAGCACUUGUAGCUUUUUUUCCCCUUUUUAGUUUAUUUUCAAGAUAGUGUACACUAGUUCUAUCCUACACAGUUGCAACAAUUUUACAGAGGCGAGCUUAACCUGCAAACCUGCAGGCCAUUGGAAUGUGGCAGAACCCAGGGAAAACCCACACGGUCACAUGGAGAAUGUACAAACUCCAUACAGACAGCUCCCACAGUCAGGAUCGAACCCGGGUCACUGGCGCUGUAAGGCAGCAACUCUACCGCUGCGCUGCUGUGCCACCCUUCUGCCUUCUGUCCUUGUUGAUGGCAUACAUCUUCAAGGUCCCGAGCACUAUUUAACAAAGAAACAUGUAGUCAACCUUCAGCAAAUGUGCUCUAAAUUUGCAGUUAAUCGACAUGGGCUAAAAAAUGACAACGUUAUCUAUCCAUAAGGAACUGAAGCUGCAUGUACUGAACUUUUUAAGUUUGUUGCAAGCAGAGAAGGAAUUCUGGUGAAGUAGUUCGUACAGACACAAACAGGACACGGUUGGAAUUGAAAGCUAGUCUGAGGAAGGGUUCUGACCCGAAAUGUCACCUACUCCUUUUCUCCAGAGAUGCUGCCUGUCUCGCUGAGUAACUCCAGCAUUUUGUGUCUUUCUUUGAAAUUUGACUACCCAUCCUCCCUGCACUGCACAAGACUAUCAACAACAACUUAAAGGGCAACACAUGAGGAACCAAGAUGGUGCCUAAUUGCUGGUUGUACUCGCCUUUUCAAGUCAUCAGAACCCUCUCUAUCCAACAACUUUGUACAAUGCUGAUCAACUCAGACUUUGCCCUCUCAAAGCAUUUUUCUUGUGCUAAUAGUCAAAUAUUGAUCACUUCCAUAUCGUACUUUGAUCGAACUACAGAACGCAAUCAGGAAAGGGUUUUGUCAAACAAAUUGUCAUGGAUGUAAUCUAUGUGAUUUAUUGUAUGGAGGAUACAGUUUAACAACUUUCAUUUGUCUUUGACUGAUUCCUGUAUAGAUUCGUAAUGUCAUUCCUUCAAGUGAGUGCUGGAGUAAGUUAUGCUCAAUAUCACUUAGAGUUAAAUAGUGAAUGAUACUUCAAGUUGAAGGGCAGCUUUAAGGGAACUCCAGACAGGCGGUCGACUGUACUGAUGGGGAGGGUUCCUUCCAGAGAUGACUGGAGUAAGUUGCAUUCAGUGUCAGAAUUGGGGAGAAGUUCGAUGUGAUCAGAAAUCAAAGUUAAUGGGUGUAAAGUAUGCAGUAUAGAAGUUAUAACAUUGUUUAAUCUUCCGUUAUUUUAUUCCUUUGCUUUUAAUAAAUUGUUCAAAUGCAACGUGUAUGCUUAUUCCUGAUCAGAUGCUUGGCAGGAUAUGGUGCUCAGUAAAGAUAGAUUCAAUUCAGUUUUAGAUAACAUCUUAUUUCAUUUCAUUUGUAAGCCUUCUUAGUCUGAAAAACCUUUUAAAAUAAUUUGGCUCAUGUUGAUCUGUUGGCCUUGAAUGGUCUUAUACCCCUGAGAUAGGUUCAGGCUAACGGAGGAAUGGUUGGGUUAACGUCUGUGGACGGUUUCUUGUCUCUGGGCCUGUACCUCGCUGCAAGAAGGAUGAGGGGGGGCGAAAUAAAGUUCAAGUUCUUCCCUUAGUUCUUCUUCGGUCGUGGGCCUCGAGCUCCCAUUGACGGGACGAUCUUGACUCCCGUAGCCAGCGGCGUUCGGGCCCUCCACGUCGAAGCAAUCUGCUCCUGUAUCGGGGGGAUGUUAGCUCCCUGGUGAACCUUCCGCAACGAGCUCACCCCUGAGACUGCGAGCCCUUGAUGGUAAGUCCGCGGUGGGAGCGAUCCCAGGCAAGGAAUCAGCUCUGAUGUUCAGUCCACACCCCGCGGUGAGGUUCACGACAGUCCGAGGAGGCUUCCGGCUCCAUCGAUGGUAGGCCACAGAGCCCGGAGAAUGUGAUCCGAAAAUGUAUCACAUCUCCGGCAAGGUAAGAACCUGCAACACACAAUAUCUAUAAAUCGAGCCAGUGAAGAGCUUUCAGAAUAACAUUGACUCAUAAAGAAUCAAUAUAUCAGACGGAAGAAAAGCAAAACUGGAUGUACAAGGUAAAUGGAUCAAAGGUUGGGAUUAAAGACAAUAAUGAUGUGUUUUUAGUGCAAGGUCUCUGUCAAAUAGAUGGAUGAAAUGGGCUUGUGGGGACAUGGAGUCAACAAGUCAUAGAGUGUUACAGUGUAGAAACAGGCCCUUUGGCCCAACUUGCCUACACCGACCAUUAUGUCCCAGCUACACUAAUCCCACCUGCCAGCGUUUGGUCCAUAUCCCACCAAAAAUGUCCUAUUCAUGUACCUGUCUAACUGUUUCUUAAAUGUUGGGAUAGUCCCAGCCUCAACUACCUCCUGUGGCAGCUCGUUCCAUUCACCCACCAACCGUUAUGUGAACAUGUUAUCCCUCAGAUUCCUAUUAAAUCUUUUCCUCCUCACCUUAAACCUAUGUCCUCUGGUCCUCAAUUCACCUACUCUGGGCAAGAGACUGUGCAUCUACCCGAUCUAUU
Messenger RNA from Leucoraja erinaceus (little skate), 4361 nucleotides. Its product is annotated as leukotriene B4 receptor 1-like. The record is from RefSeq and is a predicted model, not a curated record. The transcript has a single exon. Gene Ontology annotation, molecular function: G protein-coupled receptor activity. Gene Ontology annotation, biological process: G protein-coupled receptor signaling pathway. Lineage: Eukaryota; Metazoa; Chordata; Chondrichthyes; Rajiformes; Rajidae. Gene Ontology annotation, cellular component: membrane. Bases 640 to 1644 code for a protein of 334 amino acids.